This is a messenger RNA of Phalaenopsis equestris, 1959 nucleotides long. RefSeq names its product eukaryotic translation initiation factor 4B1-like. Gene Ontology annotation, molecular function: mRNA binding; translation initiation factor activity. The coding region runs from base 205 to 1719 and encodes 504 amino acids. The record is from RefSeq and is a predicted model, not a curated record. The transcript is spliced from 3 exons. NCBI's taxonomy places the organism in Eukaryota, Viridiplantae, Streptophyta, Magnoliopsida, Asparagales, Orchidaceae.
UAUCUGCACUUUACAGUAACGACGUGGCUUUCAGGCGCAAAUCGCCUAUAAAUACGCCUCUGCACCGUUAACCUCCCCUCAACUUCCCCUCCACUCUUCUCUGCGCGUUUAACUCUUCCUCUCUACCACAACUGAUUACUCUCUCCCAACCCUAAACCAAAAGCUGUCGCCUUUUUCCUCCAUAGCUUCCAUCCAACGGAAACAAUGGCGACAAUGUCGAAACCCUGGAGCAGGGUCGGCGCUUGGGCUCUCGAAACUGAGAGAGCCGAAGCAGAGGAGCCGGCGCUCACGGAUGCCGACUCCUAUACGAAGACAAUGGAGAGCUUUCCAACCCUCAACGAAGCGGCAGCAAGUGGGGAGUUUUCCAAGCACAAGAAGAAGAAGAAAGGCAUCUCUUUUACGCUUUCUGAGUUCGCCACCGGCACCUAUGUCGGUCCCGGCGGUGCUCAUCGCGGGCCGACAUGCGAGUCGAAGGGCCUCACUGCCGGAGAGAUGCUCCUCCUCCCUACUGGUCCGCGUGAACGCACGGCAGAUGAGAUAGAGCAUUCCCGAUUCCGCGGCGGCUUUCGUUCUUAUGGUUAUGGAGGCGACGCUCCUCCCCGCCGCGUGAAUGACUUGCCUCACAGGGCUUCGGAUCGAGAUCAGACCUCGAGGGCUGAUGAGGUGGACAACUGGGCUUCUGUUAAGAAGCCGUUUCCCAUGGAUCUAAGCCGGCAAGCUCGCUCGGGCUCCCUGGGCACAUCCAAGGCUGAUGAGGUGGAUGAUUGGUCUGCAGGAAAGAAAGCUUUUGCUCCUCUUUCUGGGCACUCAGGCUUUGGAUCUGGGAUGCAUUCAGAUCAUUUGGGGAGAGGAAACGCAUCUCUUUCGAGGAAUGGGGAAAGAGAAAGGCCGAGACUUGUUCUGGAUCCUCCAAAGAGAGAUUCUGAAUCACAGCCGGAGCCGGCGCCGGCGCCGGCGCGUAGCCGGUCGAAUCCUUUUGCUGCUGCAAGGCCAAGGGAGGAGGUGUUGGCUGAGAAGGGGUUGGAUUGGAGAAAGAUGGAAAGUGAGAUUGAAAUGAAGAAGGCAAACUCUUAUUCAAGUAGAUCAUCCAGUUCGCAGUCAAGCAGGCCUGGGAGCUCUGACUCUAAGGCUUCAGAAGAAGGAGGGGUGGUGAAGCCUCGGCAUAAAGUUAAUCCUUUUGGGGAUGCAAAACCUCGGGAGGUUCUUUUGGAAGAGAAGGGAAUGGAUUGGAGGAAGAUUGAUCAGGAACUGGAGCAUCGUGGGAUUGACAGGUCUGAAACUGAUGAAGAAAAGAAGCUGAAGGAAGAGAUUGAUCAUUUGAAGAAAGAACUCUGUAGCCAAACUGAGGGUAACAUGAAUAGUGAUUCCUUGGAUCAUUCUACUGAACAAUGUGAUAGUCUGCUUGGAAAAAUAAAGGAAAGAGAGAAAGAGCUGGAAAAUCUGAUACAUGAGUUGGAUGAUAAGGUGCGUUUUGUUCAGAGAGCCUCAGCUGAUAGCAGGCCUGGAUCUGGAUCUGGCAGAGCUGCUUUCUCUGCAGAUAAGCUUUCAGUGCAGAAUGGUGUUUCAGAAGGUUCGAGACAGACUGAGUUUGGAUCAAGAGGGACGAGCGAUUCAUGGAGCAGACCCGUGAGUGGGAAACGGGGAUUUCUUUCAAGCAAGGAUUCAGGCUUUUUGGGCAACAGGAGCAUGAACAGGUUAAAAUCUGGGGAAAGAUGGUGAAAGAGCAGUAGUUGUUUCUGAUGCCGACACCAAAGACAUUAUCUUAAAAAGAUAAUAUCUUUUUAAGAUAUUACCUUUUUUUUUCUUUGAAAUUGGAGUGGCUAUGUAGAUAAAAAUAAAAGUAGCCCCCAACCAUAGUUCAUGGCUACCUUGGUGUGCUUUAAGAUUUGUAGUUUUUUCAUGUUAAUGCAAGCAAAUAGUUGUAUUUGGUAAAAGUUUUUCUUUCUGCAUAUCUUCUAG